This is a messenger RNA of Octodon degus (degu), 4291 nucleotides long. RefSeq names its product Sp3 transcription factor (gene Sp3). The record is from RefSeq and is a predicted model, not a curated record. The coding region runs from base 1 to 2889 and encodes 962 amino acids. Gene Ontology annotation, biological process: regulation of transcription by RNA polymerase II. Gene Ontology annotation, molecular function: RNA polymerase II cis-regulatory region sequence-specific DNA binding; DNA-binding transcription factor activity, RNA polymerase II-specific. The transcript has 7 exons. NCBI's taxonomy places the organism in Eukaryota, Metazoa, Chordata, Mammalia, Rodentia, Octodontidae.
AUGGAAGAACGACGAUUGGCGCCGAAGUCACCGGGGACGGACUUCAUCCCCAGCUCAGCUCCUCCACGGCUUGGCGGGGCCUACUCAGAGUGCCAGCGAGGCGAAAGAGGCCUACGCCUGGGGCCUGGCCGCGGUAGCCGGCAAACGCGGCGCGCACAGCGGGGUAACGGACAAGCCCUAGCCGCUCUCGGGAACCUACGCCGACUCGGCCGCUCAUUGUCUCUCCCUUUCCACCCGGGGGGCAAACAGGAAGCGCGCCGCCAGGCCAAGCGACGGACGAGCGCCCGGACCAAUGAGCACAGCCGACGGAGAGCGCAGCGGCGAAUGAGAGCGAAGAAGAGGGGCGGGCCUUCCGGGCAGGCUGUCACCCUCUUCCCCCCUUUUGGGCUGGAGGCUCCACCUUUUGUGUUUCCCGCACAGUCAAUCAAAAUAGGAAAAAAAAUCCCCGGACCGCUCCGGCCGUGUCCGCCGCCGCUUCCCGCAUCCUCUCUCGCCGCCGCCGCCUUCGCUCCUCACCAUGUCCGAGAGAGAGCAACCCUUGCUGCCGCCGCUGACCACAGCCCGUCCGGGGCCGCCGCUGCGGGCCGCCGGCCCCGAGAGUGCGACCGAGUGUCUGAGAGAGAGGCAGAAAGCCGCAUUCCCCUCCGCCUGCCCUCCCCGCCAGCCACCAUGCAGCUUCCCAGCCCUAACCAUGCCGUCUUCCCGCCGGGCCCCGGGGCGGGCGGCUCGGCCCGCCGGGAGCACGUCCCCCUGUGUGCGGGCGCGGAGUUAAGUAGUCGGCCAUUGAAAUUGAAUAUGAGUAUCUGUGUUACAAAAAUAGAGACAGGUGAUUUGGCUUCUGCACAGUUAGGAGGAGCACCAAACCGAUGGGAGGUUUUGUCAGCCACACCUACAACUAUAAAAGACGAAGCUGGUAAUCUAGUACAGAUUCCAAGUGCUGCUACUUCGAGUGGGCAGUAUGUCCUUCCCCUUCAGAAUUUGCAGAAUCAACAAAUAUUUUCAGUUGCUCCAGGAUCAGAUUCAUCAAAUGGUACAGUGUCCAAUGUUCAAUAUCAAGUAAUACCACAAAUUCAGUCAACAGAUGGUCAGCAGGUUCAGAUUGGUUUCACAGGCUCUUCAGAUAAUGGGGGUUUAAAUCAAGAAAGCAGUCAAAUUCAGAUUAUUCCUGGCUCUAAUCAAACCUUACUUGCUUCUGGAACACCUCCUGCUAAUAUCCAGAAUCUCAUGCCACAGACUGGUCAAGUCCAGGUUCAGGGAGUUGCAAUUGGUGGUUCAUCUUUUCCUGGCCAAACCCAGGUAGUUGCUAAUGUGCCUCUUGGUCUGCCAGGAAAUAUUACCUUUGUACCAAUCAAUAGUGUCGAUCUAGAUUCUUUGGGACUUUCGGGCAGUUCUCAGACAAUGACUGCAGGCAUUAAUGCCGAUGGACAUUUGAUAAACACAGGACAAGCUAUGGAUAGUUCAGACAAUUCUGAAAGGACUGGUGAGAGGGUUUCUCCUGACAUUAAUGAAACUAAUACUGAUACAGAUUUAUUUGUGCCAACAUCCUCGUCAUCACAGUUGCCUGUUACAAUAGACAGUACAGGUAUCCUACAACAGAACACAAAUAGCUUGACUACUUCUAGUGGGCAAGUUCAUUCUUCAGAUCUUCAGGGAAAUUAUAUCCAGUCGCCUGUUUCUGAAGAGACACAGGCUCAGAAUAUUCAGGUUUCUACAGCACAGCCUGUUGUACAACAUCUACAACUUCAAGAGUCUCAGCAGCCAACCAGUCAAGCCCAAAUUGUGCAAGGUAUUACACCACAGACAAUCCAUGGUGUGCAAGCUAGUGGUCAAAAUAUAUCACAACAGGCUUUGCAAAAUCUUCAAUUGCAGCUGAAUCCUGGAACCUUUUUAAUUCAGGCACAGACAGUGACCCCUUCUGGACAGAUAACUUGGCAAACGUUUCAAGUACAAGGGGUCCAGAACUUGCAGAAUUUGCAAAUACAGAACACUGCUGCCCAACAAAUAACUUUGACGCCUGUUCAGACACUCACGCUUGGUCAAGUUGCAGCAGGUGGAACCUUGACUUCAACUCCAGUUAGUCUAAGCACUGGUCAGUUGCCAAAUCUACAGACAGUUACUGUAAACUCUAUAGAUUCUACUGGUAUACAGCUACACCCAGGAGAGAAUGCUGACAGUCCUGCAGAUAUUAGGAUCAAGGAGGAAGAGCCUGAUCCUGAAGAAUGGCAGCUCAGUGGUGAUUCUACAUUGAAUACCAAUGACCUAACACACUUACGAGUUCAGGUGGUAGAUGAAGAAGGGGACCAACAGCAUCAAGAAGGAAAAAGACUUCGGAGAGUAGCCUGCACCUGUCCCAACUGUAAAGAAGGUGGUGGGAGAGGUACCAAUCUUGGGAAAAAGAAACAACACAUUUGUCAUAUACCAGGAUGUGGUAAAGUGUAUGGGAAAACCUCGCAUCUGAGAGCACAUCUGCGUUGGCAUUCCGGAGAGCGCCCUUUUAUUUGUAAUUGGAUGUUCUGUGGUAAAAGAUUUACUCGAAGUGAUGAGUUGCAGAGGCAUAGAAGAACACAUACAGGUGAGAAGAAAUUUGUUUGUCCAGAAUGUUCAAAACGCUUCAUGAGAAGUGACCACCUUGCCAAACAUAUUAAAACACAUCAAAAUAAAAAAGUUAUUCACUCUAGCAGUGCAGUGCUAGCAUCUGUGGAGGCUGGGCGAGAUGAUACUUUGAUUACUGCAGGAGGAACAACACUUAUCCUUGCAAAUAUUCAACAAGGCUCCGUUUCAGGGAUAGGAACUGUUAAUACUUCCGCCACCAGCAAUCAGGAUAUCCUUACCAACACUGAAAUACCUUUACAGCUUGUCACAGUUUCUGGAAAUGAGACAAUGGAGUAAAUAUUACACAAAUACUUAUUCAUUGUGGUUAUUUUUAUACAGUAGUGAGAAGAAUAUUGUUCCUAAGUUCUUAGAUAUCUUUUUAUUGAUGUGCAAAAAUUUUUGGAUUGACAGUAACUUGGUUAUACAUGACACUGAAAUGCCUUACUUUGUAUGAUAUUCCAUAGUAUAUUAAAAAUGGUAAAAUUGCAUGGGUUUUGUAGGUACUUUUGGAAUCUAGAAGAAAUGAAAUUUUACCAAGUUAUAUAAAGAGAAAAUUGAAUUUAACAAUGCGAAUGGUAGUCUAACCAAAUGCAUCAAUCCUGUGUGGUUUAGUGUAAAAAUGAGAACAUGUUGGUAUUUAUCUAUUGUAAGAUAAAAAAAAGUUGGUGGGUGAAAGAAAUCAUGUUAUGAUAAAAAUUUUUGUAAUUUUCUUGAUGACUGGAAUUUUUAUUAUGCAUAACUGACAAAUCAAGUUUCCAAGCAAAUGUUACAUAGUGUAGGCUUUACUUAGCUUAUCAAUUUGUCAUUUUGAAGCUAAUUAUUUUAAUUAGGUUAACUAUGUACAAUAUUUUAAGCAUUACUCUUGUAAGAUUUUGAAAACUACAUUUUAACAUGGAACUCUAGGGAUAGUCACCUUUUAAAUCCUGAUGAAAAGCCAUGUUUAAGAUUUAAUUUGCCAAAAUAAUGUCUUGUUAAUAUUCUUUUGGUAAUGAAGUUGGGCAAUAUAACCAUUGUUUAAAAAAGUUUAAAAUGUAUAGGUUGAGGCAUUUGGGUGGCAAGAAAAUAUUAUAGUGAGUUAUCCCUUUUCUUCAAUAUGGGAGGACCAAAAAAAUAAGGUGUAUUGCGUCUUAGCAGUGAUUUUUAUUGAAUCUUGUUUCCAAAACCGUUAUGUCUGCCAGGGCCUUAAAAGCCAUUAUGUAAAUUACCAGUAAAGUAUAACAUAUGCAAACAUAACAAAAUCACUUCCAUAGUGACUGUACUCCAAACAUAUGGAUAUUAGUCAUAGAAAAAUAGAGGUUUUAUGAUAUUUUUUUAAGUAAUUUUCUUGUCUAGGUAGUCUGCACUUAAAUAUCAACGAUUUUCCUUUUUUUGCUUCUUCCCUUAAAAUUUAUAUGUAUCCAAUACACUUAAUUGAGAAAUGUAUGUUUUUUAUUAUGCUGUAUUUUCUUUUUAUUUUUUAAUUAUUGUUUAUAUUUUCAAUUAAAAAUGUACAAAAUAAAGUUACAUUGCUGGUCUUGUAAGAGCUAUACAGUUUUCUUAAAUGCAUACCUAUAACUGCAGCAGUUCACCUCUUUCAGAAAUUUGGAAUUCUGUUUAUUAUCUUUUAAGACCACCUCAAAUUUAAAGGCUACCUUAUUGUACGUUUAAAGUGUAUUAUAACAGUGUGGUAGUUAAUAAAACACUAUUUUUUUCCUUUUGA